AUGCCUACGUGCUCAACCUUUUCCUUUAUUUCCAGCAGUUUCAGUUUCAUAUCAUGUACAAGUUGGAUAUUUGCCCAACUUCCCCAAAUUAUAACCAACUAUAAGCUCAAGUCGGCUGAAGGUAUACCUCCGCUGUUUCUUCUACUAUGGUUCCUUGGUGAUUUCCUCAGCUUCACCAGUUGUUUAAUGAAUGAUGCUGUCUUGAAUUUCCAAUUGUAUUUGAGCAUCUUUUUCCUUUGUAAUGACGUGACAUUGUGUUUCCAGUACUACUACUAUAACAGUAUCUACCCAACCACAGUACCUUCCAUUUAUCAGCCGGUAGAUCCAGUGGUGAGAGAUGAGGUGACAGAUAAUAAAGAUGUGUCGAUACACAGUGAGGGUUUAAAUAUUAAGCACAAACAUAGCAGAGAACACCAAGCGCUCAAUGAUGGAAGCGUAUCAAGCAGCUAUGAUUCCACUGAGGAGUCGAGCUCCAUGUUAAGGAACGUUGCGGUAGCUGCAGUCUUGAAUAGCGGGAAGGCGAGUGCCUUACAGAUAAGCUCAGACACUACCAGCUCAGCAGUUACUUCAUGGGGGCUUGUAUUAGCUUGGGGGUGUACCUUAGUCUACUGCAGUUCAAGGUGUCCUCAGUUGUACAAAAAUUACAAAAGAAAAUCCGUUGAAGGAAUAUCGCCGAUGCUCUUCGGAUCUGCUUUGUUAGGUAACUUGGCAUACACUUUGUCGAUACUAACAAGCUGCUCCUUUGUUUUUGGGGAUGAUAAAGCUGAUUUUAUAUACAAAGAGUUGCCAUAUAUAAUAGGAAGCUCGGGGACAAUUGUUUUUGAUGCCGCUUAUUUUUAUCAAAAAUAUUUAUACCGUAACAAUGGCAGAAACACUUCAACAAUGUCAUUAGAGCCAUGGGAAGAGAUAGAGCAUAGUGGAAGGGUAGGAAUAUAG
This is a messenger RNA of Lodderomyces margitis, 936 nucleotides long. RefSeq lists its product as uncharacterized. Lineage: Eukaryota; Fungi; Ascomycota; Pichiomycetes; Serinales; Debaryomycetaceae. The transcript has a single exon. The record is from RefSeq and is a predicted model, not a curated record. The coding region runs from base 1 to 936 and encodes 311 amino acids.